This is a messenger RNA of Austrofundulus limnaeus, 2379 nucleotides long. RefSeq names its product mucin-2. The record is from RefSeq and is a predicted model, not a curated record. Gene Ontology annotation, molecular function: protein binding. Bases 35 to 2284 code for a protein of 749 amino acids. Gene Ontology annotation, cellular component: extracellular matrix. NCBI's taxonomy places the organism in Eukaryota, Metazoa, Chordata, Actinopteri, Cyprinodontiformes, Rivulidae. The transcript is spliced from 17 exons.
ACAAUCUGUCACAAGGCAGGAACAACUCAGGACCAUGAGAGCAGCCAGGAUCCUUGUGGAAUGGGUGGUUCCUUGGCUCACCUUCUGCCUCGGACUAUCCACAGCCACUAGGAUGAUUCAGAAAGUGAGCCCAAUGACAGUUAUAACAGAAGCAAGACCUUCUCACAACAACCAGUUCUGCAGCACAUGGGGAAAUUACCACUUCAAGACGUUUGAUGGAGAUUUCUUCCAGCUUCCCUCCACUUGCGACUACAUCUUUACAUCCCAGUGUAAGACCACCUACGAGAGUUUCAACAUCCAGAUCCAGCGACAGGAGGUGGAUGGGGAAGUCCCCAUCAAGAGAGUCAUGAUGAAGCUGGAUGGAGUUUUGGUGGAAUUGGUCAACUCUUCAGUAAAAGUCAAUGAUAAACUUGUCUCCUUACCAUUCAGCAAGCGUGGCAUUUCAAUUGAGAAAACAUCGUCCUACAUUAAGUUGGAUGCUAAGCUGGGACUGGUUUUCAUGUGGAAUCAAGAGGACUCCAUCUGGGUGGAGCUGGAUGCUAAAUUUAAGAACCAAACUUGCGGCUUGUGCGGCGACUUCAAUGAAAUCCAGAAAUACAAUGAGUUCAUCCAGAUGGGGAUUCCUGUAAGUCCUGAAAUUUUUGCAGAGGCCUUCAAAGUUACUGGUCCUGAAAAUGUUUGUAACAUAAUCACCCCUCAAGCCCCAGCAAAUUGUUCAAAUCAGAUUGACAACGCUGACAUCUGCAAGAAGCUGCUGAAUGGCCCUGCGUUCUCAAGCUGUUGGGACCUGAUUAUUACUGAUGCUUUCAUUGAAGCCUGCACAGCAGACCUUUGCUCCUGUAAAGGCAGCAGCUCAUGCUUGUGUUCGACUGUGUCGGAGUACUCCCGGCAGUGCGCUCAUGCAGGAGGAAGACCACAGCAGUGGAAGACCGAAAAGCUGUGUGCCAAAUCUUGCCCUUUCAACAUGGAGUAUAUGGAAUGUGGUAGUUCUUGCAUCGACACCUGUAAAAAUCACCACAAGAGUCAGAUGUGUGAUGAGCACUGCAUUGAUGGCUGCUUCUGCCCAGAUGGAACCGUCUUUGAUGAUAUCUCCCAAAGUGGAUGCGUUGCUCUGAACCAGUGCCCCUGCUAUUAUGAUGGACAGGUUUACCUACCUGGGGAAUCAUUAUCCAAGCCAUGUAAAACAUGUCACUGUACUGAUGGUUCGUGGCAGUGCACAGAUAAGGACUGUCCUGGGAUCUGUUCCAUCCGAGGAGGCUCUCACUUUUCCACCUAUGAUGAUCACCGCUAUAAUUUCCAUGGAGACUGUGUGUAUGUUUUGUCCAAGGCUUCUAACGGGGCUUUUAGUGUGCUUGGUGAUUUGGGCAACUGUGAUACAUCAGACGAAUCAACUUGCCUGUCAGGCAUCACUGUACUUCAGAAUAAUACGAUGAUUGAAAUCAAAGCCGACGGAAAAAUAUUUUACAACAAUGUGGUCUUUCAACCUCCUCUUUUCAUGGACGAUUUUACAAUCUUCAGCCCAUCUUCCUUUUUUAUUAUGCUCCACACCUCCUUCGGAUUGAAUCUUGAGAUUCAGCUUGUGCCCACCAUGCAGCUCUACAUCAAAGCAGAUGUUUCCUUAAAGGGAAGCCUUAAGGGUCUUUGUGGAGAUUUUGAUCAUAAUUCACUCAACGACUUCACAACUACGUAUGGACUGAUUGAAGGAACGGCAGCAACGUUUGCCAACACGUGGAAGACCAAAUCAAGCUGCGAAGACGUAACAAACCAACUUAGUGACCCCUGCUCUUCAAGCAUUGGCAAAGAAAGAUAUGCCAAGAUCUGGUGCUCACUCCUGACAAACCCAGAUGGAGUUUUUUCAAUUUGCCAUUCUGUAAUAGACCCAAAAGAUUUUGAAACUUCUUGCCUUUAUGACACUUGUGCAUGUGAAAACAGCGAGGAUUGCAUGUGUGCUGCCUUGUCCUCAUACGUCCAUGCCUGUGCUGCUAGAAAUGUCAUGAUUGUGGAUUGGAGAGAAAAUGUCUGCGACAAAUACACACAAAGCUGCUCUUCUAACUUUGUGUAUGACUACGACAUGAAGAGCUGCGGUCGUACGUGCCGCUCUCUGACUCAGUCGGACCUCACGUGUGGGAUUGACUUUACCCCGGUGGACGGCUGCGGCUGUGCUAAAGGAACCUAUCUAGAUGAGAAAGGAGAGUGUGUGUCAGCCUCACAGUGCUCCUGUUAUGUCGGGGCAAAUGUGAUACGGCCUGGGGUGAUCACCAGGGUCCAAGGACAAACAUGGUAAAGUUUUGUUUUUACACUUAAACUUAUACACUGAGCUGUACCAAUCCAUCAUGGUGAAGCGAAAGCUGAGCCAAAAGGAGAAACUCUCAAUUUACU